Messenger RNA from Podarcis raffonei (Aeolian wall lizard), 2117 nucleotides. RefSeq names its product monoamine oxidase B (gene MAOB). The record is from RefSeq and is a predicted model, not a curated record. The coding region runs from base 117 to 1685 and encodes 522 amino acids. The transcript has 15 exons. Lineage: Eukaryota; Metazoa; Chordata; Lepidosauria; Squamata; Lacertidae. Gene Ontology annotation, molecular function: oxidoreductase activity.
GCCGAGCUCGCGCUGUUGCUCUUGCUGCUGCCGCCGGCUGGCAAUUGUUCCAGGAGCCUCGGCGGCCGCCAGAGAGAACAGCCAGCCAGCCGACGGGCAGAGAGAAGGCGGCCACCAUGAGCAGCCAGAAGUGCGAUGUGGUCGUGAUCGGGGCAGGCAUCUCAGGUCUAUCAGCAGCCAAGUUGCUGUUUGACUCGGGAUUGAGUGUUGUGGUCCUGGAAGCCCGUGACAGGGUUGGAGGCAGAACAUUCACAGUCAGAAAUAAGCAUGUCAAAUAUGUGGACCUAGGAGGGGCAUACGUGGGGCCAACACAAAACCGUGUCUUGCGACUAUCUAAGGAGCUGGGACUAGAGACCUAUAAAGUGAAUGAAGUAGAACAUCUCAUUCACCAUGUCAAGGGCAAAUCUUAUCCCUUCAAAGGCCCUUUCCCUCCAAUGUGGAAUCCCAUUGCCUAUUUGGAUUACAACAAUUUGUGGAGGACAAUGGAUGAAAUGGGGAAGGAGAUUCCCAAUGAAGCGCCAUGGAAGGCGCCCCAUGCAGAGGAAUGGGACAAAAUGACUAUGCAAGAAUUGAUAGACAAAGUGUGCUGGACAAAUGCUGCCAGACGGUUUGCUACUCUGUUUGUCAAUGUCGAUGUUACCUCUGAGCCCCAUGAGGUCUCUGCUCUGUGGUUCCUGUGGUAUGUUAAACAGUGCGGUGGGACAUCCAGGAUAUUUUCAACAACCAAUGGAGGCCAGGAGAGGAAAUUCAUUGGAGGUUCUGGCCAAAUUUGUGAGAAGAUCAUGGAAUACCUAGGAGAGCUGGUUAAACUAGAGAAGCCUGUUACCUCCAUUGAUCAGACUGGUGAAAGUGUCAUUGUGGAGACACUGGAUCAUGAAACAUACGAGGCCCGGUAUGUUAUUAGUGCCAUCCCUCCGGCACUUUGUAUGAAGAUUCACUUUAACCCUCCAUUGCCUUCAAUGAGGAAUCAGUUGAUCAGCCGGGUUCCUAUGGGAUCAGUCAUCAAAUGCAUAGUAUACUACAAGGAAGCAUUCUGGAGGAAAAAAGAUUAUUGUGGCACCAUGAUAAUUGAAGAUGAGGAUGCAGCUAUUGGUUUGACACUAGAUGACACUAAACCCGAUGGAAGUUUUCCAGCAAUAAUUGGUUUUAUCCUUGCUCGGAAAUGCAGAAAAUUGACUCACCUCACCGUGGAGGAAAGGAAAAGAAGGAUCUGUGAGCUCUAUGCAAAGGUGUUGGGAUCCCAGGAAGCCUUGCAUCCAGUGCACUAUGAAGAGAAGAACUGGUGUGAAGAACAAUAUUCUGGGGGGUGCUAUACAGCCUAUUUCCCACCAGGGAUAAUGACUCAGUUUGGAAGGGUAAUUCGUGAGCCAAUUGGGAGAAUCUUCUUUGCAGGCACUGAGACGGCUUCAGAAUGGAGCGGCUACAUGGAAGGUGCAGUGCAGGCUGGAGAGAGAGCCGUCAGAGAGAUAUUGCACUCAAUGGGGAAGAUUUCGGAAGCAGAAAUUUGGAAGUCAGAACCAGAAUCACUCGAUGUCCCAGCCCUGCCAAUCACUACCACCUUUUGGGAAAGGAACUUACCUUCUGUACCUGGACUUCUCAAGUUGUUUGGCUUCUGUGCUCUCUUGACAUCAGCGACUGCAGUAGGGCUCUGCACAUUUAAAAGGGGACUUCUGGUGAAAAAUUGAAAAUUGAUCUGUGAAUCUAAUAAGAAUUGGCAGAUGUGUGUGCAUUUGCACGAUCAUUUUACUCUUGCCAGGUAGUGAUGAAUGCAAUUCUCAAUUAUCCCAUGUAUUUCUCCUAUGAAACUUUAUCUUGCAAAAGGGUCCAAUAUGUAUUUCUGAGGCCAGUACAAAGUGGGCUGCUGCUGUUAUUAUUAUUUUGGGGUGUUUUUUUUAAAGUGGUCUGGUGGAGCCCAGUGUAUUGCCAUGACGUUUUCCUUUUUUACAAAAUCAACUACUAUGUUGAUCUCACCACAGUGGCAAAGCAAAAAUCAUUGCACAGUGGGAGAAAAGUAGUUGAUCGAACAUUUCCACUGCCUCCAAAUGUUUUGGGAGAAUGAAAAUUAAACGAAGAGAUUAUCUGAGUGAAUAAAUUCCAGGGUCAACAUUCUACACAAA